GUUUCCUCGUUGUCUUUGUGAAACUUGGCAGACAGGAUUCAUCAUUUCGCCAGCAGCCCUGGAGUCAUUCACCGCUCACAUGAAGCAACUUGGACAAAAGUUGCAUCUCCUCUCCAGCCUCAUGAAUAUUCAUGUAUAGUGGAUGUCGAUAGACGACCGCUGGCCUUAAAUAGACAGAGCAUCUGAACACCCACUGAAACUCUGAGGAUAAACCUUAACAAGGACUUAUUAGGUUCGUCAACGUUUUACAAACGUAACUACAACUAAUAUGGACACUAUGCAUGAGCUCAUCCCUUUUGCUAAGGAAAUGCUGAGUGCCGGUCCCUCCAAGGGCUCUCUGAAGGUGUAUCUAGUGGGUGGCACGUUCGCUAUCCUGGGAAUGGUGAGCGGCGUGGUCCAGGUGGCCUCUUCUCUCUUCCCUGACCACGAGGAGCCUGACUUUGAGAUGCUGAAGGUGCAGGAGCUCAUACCGGUGAAGCAGCAGGUCCAGGAGCCACAGACCAGCAUCCCUGAAGAUGACGAGAUGGAUGCGGCGAUGGAGGCCAAGGCUAAGGAGCUGCCCAUGAACAGACAGAGGCGGAUGAGUUUCAGAGCUCACGCUUCAUAAGGCUCGUGCCCUGCUGCUGUUAACGCCUACGUGAAGAAAGCUGAGCCAAAACAAAGUUCUGCUUGUGCACUGAGCCGUGAGGAACAUGUCAUGAGGAACCGUAUGGACACAGUUAUUGUUCUGAGAGCUGCAGAGCAGCAGGGAGAGGGAAAUAACGACUUGAUAGUUUACGACUGUUACGUAUGUCUGUUCAGAUGGUGUAAUGAUUUUUUAUCAGAUGAUAACUAUUUAUAAAGGAUGUAUAAAAGUCAUGUGAAGAGUGUGCUAUCUUUUACUGCCAUAAAAUAAAUAUAUAUUUGCUCUGUCACUCAGUUGUAGAUGAUAUUAUGAUUCAUAUUCAUAUGUCUGAUUUAGAGACUUUUCUCUUUUGUGCUUUUGUGGAAUUGAUUUUGAUAUAAAGACAAAUCUAAUAAAUACAA
Messenger RNA from Cyprinus carpio (common carp), 1026 nucleotides. It is a transcript of the gene g0s2, whose product is annotated as G0/G1 switch 2. The record is from RefSeq and is a predicted model, not a curated record. NCBI's taxonomy places the organism in Eukaryota, Metazoa, Chordata, Actinopteri, Cypriniformes, Cyprinidae.